Hydatigera taeniaeformis is the source of this 2754-nucleotide messenger RNA. NCBI's taxonomy places the organism in Eukaryota, Metazoa, Platyhelminthes, Cestoda, Cyclophyllidea, Taeniidae. The record is from the annotation of a GenBank genome assembly.
GACCCCGAAGACGUCUCCUUCCGUCGCAGCCCCUCAAAUCCCUCUUUUAGUCUGGCACCUGCAACGUUGAAACCCUCGGCAUCUGUAGAGGCUCUUGGUGGUCGUCAUCGCAACUUGAACUCCACAGAGGACCUCGUAACGGCUAGCACCUCCGUUACCGGUCUCGCCCGCACCCCUUCUCCUCUCGCCUCCCCGCGACCCGUCUCCUCGGCUACGUGGGACUUUCCUUUCGUAGUGAAACCAUCAUGUCGAAGUGCUGCCUGCCCUCUCGUGGUGUUUAUCAAUCCAAAAGCUGGUGGCAAUCAGGGUGUAAGGCUGCUGAAAAAGUUCCAGGGUCUUUUGAAUCCACGACAGGUCUUCAGUCUCACCGAGGGAGGCCCGAGAUUGGGAUUGGAGCUGUUUGGUCGUCUACCAAAUGUUCGCUUACUUGUCUGCGGUGGCGACGGAACUGUGGGAUGGAUUUUAUCCGAAAUUGACUCUCUUGGCCUCCACCCGACACCUCCUGUUGCUAUUCUUCCAUUAGGCACUGGAAAUGAUCUGGCUAGAACCCUUCAAUGGGGUCCGGGAUAUGCAGAAGAACCGUUGCAGAAGAUUCUAACCUCAGUUGAAGAAGGUCGCGUUGUCCUGCUUGACCGUUGGAACAUUAAAAGUCGUCCCCUCACACCAUCCGACUCCAACGUCGAGGACGACAGCGAGAUGUCCUCUUUGAGUGGAGGUGGCGGACUACAAAUGUCGGAUAAGUUGCCAUUAAAUGUGAUGAACAACUACUUCUCCCUCGGUGCUGAUGCCGCCACCGCAUUGGAGUUCCAUGAAUCUCGAGAGGCCAAUCCGGACAAAUUCAACAGCCGAUUGAAGAAUAAGAUAUUCUACGCUGGGGUUGGAGGAAUGGAUUUGAUACGCCGAUCGUGGCGAGACCUGUCCGACUAUGUCACCCUUGAGUGCGAUGGAGUGGACAUGAGCGAUAAGUUGAAGGAGCUGCGACCUCACGUCCUGCUCUUUCUGAACAUUCCAAAGUACAGUGCUGGAACUGUUCCAUGGGGUCACUCUUCUGACCCAGACCAGCAGCAAAGGAUAGACGAUAAGAAAUUGGAAGUCAUUGGUCUGACUACGGCCACGCUUGCUACUUUGCAAAUGGGUGGCCACGGUGAUCGAAUUUGUCAAUGUUCCGAGGCGCAUCUGGUCACUAUGAAGACCAUUCCAAUGCAAAUAGACGGCGAGCCAUGUCGACUCGGACCCUCAAUUAUCGACGUUCAGUUGUGUAAUCAGGUUUAUGUUGUGCAGAAGACGCGUCGAGUCGAAGGCAGUUCUCCAGCUCAUGCUAACGGUCGUCUUGUGAAGAUUUACAUCAUCUAUCCCGACCACAACGAAGCUCCCGAAACACUUGAGCAUUUGUGUAAAACUGCUCAACACUUUGCCAGUCUUCGAAUAGGCGCCUACACGGACCUCAAUGCAGUGCGUCGUCAGAUAAAGCAUUCCCGAAAUCCGCUUAGUUCCAGCGGUGAUGAUGUCCCUCUUCCCGACAAAUGGAUAUUUUUGGACAUGACCGCCAUCAAUGGUCAGGUGUACGGCAUUGACCCACACAUGGAAUCGGCGCAUUUUAUAACGGACAUUUUGUCAAAUGAUAACGAAUUGUUUUUGAUCAGUCAGGAUGGGAAAUACGAGAAGCGUCUCAAUGUUGCACGAUUCAUUCAAUCAGAAGAGACUUCGCGAAAAUCAUCACAAAGUUCGCAAAUUCCUUGGGACAUUUGCUGUCCUAUGGACGCAAAGGAAGGCCACGAAUACCAGGAGCCGCAGAUUUUGCUUCACAGGUCACUUUCUUCGAAACUUCAACCAAGUGAAGUCUGCAAGAAGGUCAGUUUCACUGCGCACUUGGGCCCUUCCUACUCUUGCCCCAACCUCAACGAUUCAUUUCUGGAGGACCUCAGUAGUGUCUACUCGAAGGUUGAUUAUCGCGACGACGAAGGCACCCCAGACGACGUUGAUAACGACGACACUAACACCACUUCCUCCAUUGCCUCCACCCAACACGAAUGUUUUCCCGAUUGGCGACAUUGGCGUCGAGUGCCUCCAAAAAUCUUAGUCUCUCUAGCGACCUCCAAACUUGUCAAGGAGAGUGGUGUUGGUGUAGCGCCAAAUCCUGUUCAGUCAUUGAACAACUUGAUUUCGGCAACUGAAACACCGCCGGACAGGAGAAACGUUCCAUUGGCGAAAAUCUCUGUAACCAGUGAUCCGGGAUUCGCUCUGAAUCUUCAUGGUCUUGUUAAGAACAAACUUCAGGCGUAUUACUUAUCUGCUUGCCGGUCUGGACAUAUUCUGGACGUGCAAAACGCAUUGGAGGCUGGAAUUUCACCAAUGACAAUUGACCGUACUACUGGAAAAUCUGGCCUCCAUCAUGCAGCCAAAUUUGGGCGACUUAACGUCGUCCAAUACCUCAUUGCUAACGCUCCCAAAGAAUUACUGGAACUACAGGACUAUAGAAGAAAGCAGACCGCAUUGCAUAAGGCAGCGGCGAGUAAACGUCGACGAAUUUGCGAGGUUCUUGUUCGGGCUGGAGCUUGCGCUGGUUGUGAAGAUGUCAAUGGAGACACACCCAGUGCCCUUGCUCUCUUCGCUGCUGACAAAAAACUGGCACACUUUCUGCAAAGGGAGGAGCUAAUGCAGCUAAUCAGACGAAAUAAUGAGGAGCCCCCUCCUUCCAGUGCCAAAAUGGUAUCCCUUAGCAAUCUCGUGACAACCCUUCCACCUCCACCGUGA